This is a messenger RNA of Ambispora gerdemannii, 2070 nucleotides long. The record is from the annotation of a GenBank genome assembly. Lineage: Eukaryota; Fungi; Glomeromycota; Glomeromycetes; Archaeosporales; Ambisporaceae.
AUGUCUAAUCCUAACAAACAACAAUCCUAUGAAAUAUAUCCUGGUCGUGCAGGCAAGUGGCGUGAGUCCAAUUUUUGGUCGUACAUGGAAUUUUUGACUCUAAACCGCACUAUCAUCAUCGAAUUGCCACCAUUUACAGAAAAUUGGACAGGACUAAAUGGCACGUGGUUUAAACGAUUUGUGCAAGCAUCGGAAGAGCUGGGUCCGGUAUCAACAGCUGUCGUGGAAGAGAAAGAUCGCGUAAAAAGAACUUUUCGAUCAAAAGCUUUAGAUAUUUAUCAAGUUGUAGGGAAAAAUGUGGGUGAAGAGAUUCAGGACGAAUUCAAACCACCGUCGAAAAGGCUCAAGAAGGAUGAACCAGCAAAGAUACCAGAGCCGACAGAAGCAUCACUUAUCGAGGCUGACCUAAUAAAACUCGAAGAAGUGUCAGAUAAAUCGUCUAUAAAACCUCUCAAAAUACUUUCAACAGGAUCGUUUAUUGAUCUGAGAAAAGGUGGAGGUUAUUAUUUAGACAAGACUCAUUUCAUCUCUAAAAUAGAGGAUCUUAAUGUUCGUGCCAUCCUUUCUCUAUGUCCUCGUCGCUUUGGAAAAACAUUAUUCCUCUCCACUUUGUCAUCUUAUUACGACAUAAAGAACAGAGAACAAAUCUUCGGUGAUUUAUACAUCGGAAAAAAACCAACAUCAUUAGCAACAUCAUUUCUCAUUCUCGAACUCGAUUUUUCUGGACUUCGCACUAACGAAACAUAUGACAUCUUUAAUGCGAACUUUCACACAAAUUUGAAUAUACAUAUGUCAUGGUUUAUGGACCGAUAUCAACAAGAGUUGGGACAUGCUUUGGCAAAUUUCUUGAGGUUACUAAAAGCGGUGCAAUCAAAUGGUCACAAACUCUAUGUUUUUAUUGAUGAAUAUGACGCUAGUAUGAACGAAGCUCUCAGAAAUGAAACCAUCCUUCAAGAUCUCACCAAUCAUCACAACGAAGAAAAAGUCUCCAUUAAAAGCAAAAUCGAAUUAAUUGAAAGUUCGUUCAAACAAUUCUACAGUCAUUUGAAGACUGCUUGUGAUAAAGGCAUUGCCUGUGUUUUCCAAACUGGCGUAACCCCCAUUGUUAUGGCUGAAUUCACCUCAGGUUUUAAUAUUUCAGCAGAUCUGGCAUUAAGAGAAGAAUUUUGGGAUUUGUAUGGAUUCAAGAAAUCAGAUGUUGAACUUCUCUUGGACAAUGCUUUUGGAAAUGGUUUUCUAUUUGAUGUUAAGGAGGGGAUAAUAAAAUGGUUAAAGAAGGAAAUUGGCGGGUAUUUUUUUAACCCUGAUCAACCUGAAGGCGUUUUCAAUACUGCUUGUAUUCUGUACUGUAUUCAGAUGUUUAUUGGACGAAUGAAAUAUAUAGACUAUAGUGAUGACACUUCAAUUAUCAUAAAAAAGCUUCUUCGUUUCCCUUCCGAUCCGCACACACUGUCCUCACAAACAACAUUAAACUUGAUCAUCAAUCCCCUUGGCAAAUCCAUUCUUACCGAAGCACUCAAUCGACGUCCUCUCGAAUCCAAAAAUGGUAUAGAACAACGAUUUCGACUUAUAAACAUUCGUGAACUUGCCACCGAUCGCAUCCCAGAGUUUAUUGCGGAGGCACUUAAGAUUUAUGAUUGGAAAGAGGAGGAUUUAAUGCCUGUACGGAAAUGUUUGCAGAUUUUGGAGGGGGAAAACAACAUUGAACCACUCUGCCGAUUUGUAGAGCAAGCUUUACUCAAGCCAUUGAGGGACAAUAGUGUUAAACACUCAAAUGAAGAGGCUUUAAAGCAGGCGUUUUUGGAUACUUUAAUUCUCACUCUCCGUGCGGACAUUGAACCAGAGUUUCAGAUGGAAUGCAUUAAAUUGGACAGGGCUCGAGGUAGCUGGCAGGAAGCAACUCAAGUGUUACGAUCAUUGAUGGCAAAAUCAGAGGAUGAAAUUUUAAACCUUGAAAUUAGUGAUCAUUACCGGCCAAAUCAAAAGACAGUUCGUGAAGCUUUGGAAUGGAAGAUUAAAAAGAAAAGCAACGAGUAUCUAGAUCCGUUAAAAAAAACGAAACGAUGCUGA